UGGAAAAAUGGUAGUUUAACUAGGCUAAACUAAAAAAAAUACCCUGGCGGCAGAUAAGUUGGAAGAAAACCCUCAAUAAACCACUGUAAAUCGCCGUAGUAAGUGGCAGAAAAUGGAGCUGUCGAGGGAGGAGACGCCCCAAAAUGACACCCUAAUUGAUGAUGACGACGAUGAUACUCCGAUGCUCAGCUCUCAAGCACUGGAAGCACUCAAGGAGUUCCUGGCUGAACAGAGCCGCUUGGUGGUGGAGGCUUCGCAGGAGGAGGAGGAGGUGGCACUGGUGGCGGAGGACUGGCGGCUCAGCCAGUUCUGGUAUGAUCGCGAUACCGCCGAGACAAUUGCUCGUGAAGUAAUUAUUCUAUGCCGAAAAGUGGAUUCUCCUGCCGUUGCUUGCAUUGCUUGCCCCACUCUCUAUGCCUAUCUCAAGAAAAUUGGUCCAGAAGUAUCUGCACAGCUUCUGGAGUAUGAUAAAAGAUUUGAGCAGUAUGGGACAGAGUUUACAUUCUAUGACUACAACCAGCCUGAUGAUCUUCCGUUGUCAUUAAAGCAUUCAUUUCCAAUUAUAGUUGCAGAUCCUCCUUACCUGAGCAAGGAGUGCUUGGAGAAAGUUACUGAAACAAUUUCAUUUCUCUCAAGACCAGGGCAAUCUUACCUUCUUUUACUCACUGGCGAGGUGCAAAAGGAGAGGGCUGCUGAGCUCUUGGGUUUGCGCCCCUGUGGUUUUCAACCCCAUCACGCUAGCAAACUUGGCAAUGAGUUUCGGCUGUUCACAAACUACAAUCCUGGGACAAGACUAGAUGGGUGGGAGGCAGAGUAAAGAAGUGGUUGCUCCAUUUCCCAUCAGGGCCAUCACACUGGCUAAAUAUCUUCCUUCGCUCGAUAGUUAAACCGUACUUAUUCUGGAAAGAGAUUCUGUAUCCAGGAUACAAUUAUAUUGAAUCAUGCUACAUGUAGAGAGGGUUUUGUUAGGCAUUUUUGCAGGUGGCAGCACUGCAUUGAUUUGUUUAAAUUUGUUUUUUGUCCAACAUCCAAUACAGUGCUGCCGUCUGGCAUUCUGCCGGGCAAGUCAUUUUCUACAAGGAGCUUAACGCUUUAUAUCUGAUAUAGUUACAAGGUCCUGUGGUGCGUUUGAAAAUUCUUGGGUAGUAGGGUUAAAUCCAAGGAUGAACGAUGAAAAUUCUCCUCGAUAAAUCAAGAUUGUAGCAUAUACCUAAUUUGAAAUGCUACCUCUCAGUCUGUUCUUAUUGUCCUCAUAUUAAUUUGUAUCAUGCUUUUCAAUUCGAAGUAUCGAGGGGAUUUUCCAUGUAAAACUUAUCUUGUAU
Molecule: messenger RNA, 1322 nt
Organism: Olea europaea var. sylvestris
Lineage: Eukaryota; Viridiplantae; Streptophyta; Magnoliopsida; Lamiales; Oleaceae
Product: EEF1A lysine methyltransferase 1
Exons: 5
Coding region: 113-817 (234 amino acids)
Biological process (GO): methylation
Molecular function (GO): nucleic acid binding; protein-lysine N-methyltransferase activity
Source: RefSeq, a predicted model, not a curated record